Messenger RNA from Aspergillus tanneri, 636 nucleotides. RefSeq names its product putative exosome complex subunit Rrp46. The record is from RefSeq and is a predicted model, not a curated record. NCBI's taxonomy places the organism in Eukaryota, Fungi, Ascomycota, Eurotiomycetes, Eurotiales, Aspergillaceae. The transcript is spliced from 2 exons. Gene Ontology annotation, biological process: rRNA catabolic process; nuclear mRNA surveillance; poly(A)-dependent snoRNA 3'-end processing. The coding region runs from base 1 to 636 and encodes 211 amino acids. Gene Ontology annotation, cellular component: cytoplasmic exosome (RNase complex); nucleolus; nuclear exosome (RNase complex).
AUGGUCGGACCAGCAGCAUCUUCUUUGACUCCCCUUGCCCGUGCCGAUGGCUCGGCCUCCUACAAAUGCCCCUCGACCGGAUCAAACAUCCUGGGCUCCGUCAAUGCCCCCGUGGAGCUUCCUGGGCGUCGUGAUGCUCUGAAACCCGAAGAGGCAACCGUGGAGGUUUUCGUCAAGCCGGGGACUGCUGCCGGUGGAGUUGGCGAACGAUACGUCGAGGGAAUUAUAAAAACCUUGCUGGGAAGAUUAAUUUUGGGGAGAGAAAAGGGAUACGCAAGACGAGGCGUUGUACUUACACUGGCCAUUGUUGGCGGUGAAAGUGUGCCCAGGGGGGAUUCGAUUAUCCGAGAGCCCUCACCAAAUGAUGCCCAAUCGGCAACAUCGCUUCACGUUCUAGCCUUCUCUUCUAAGGGCCAUCUUUUGCUCACCGAAAGCCAAGGGGCCUUCGAUUUCGACACCUGGGAGAGAGUCCGUGAACGCGCUUUGACCAUUUGCCAUGGCACCUUGGCUCAGAGCUCCGACGGUGAUGUGGCUAUGGCGGAAGAUGUGGAUGGCCAACCUCUCGAAGGGAUAGUACGGGAGGCUGUUGAGGACAAACUCCAUCAGGACUAUGCUUGGAAAAUUGAUGAGGCUUGA